Messenger RNA from Bactrocera tryoni, 324 nucleotides. RefSeq names its product larval cuticle protein 65Ag1-like. The record is from RefSeq and is a predicted model, not a curated record. NCBI's taxonomy places the organism in Eukaryota, Metazoa, Arthropoda, Insecta, Diptera, Tephritidae. Bases 1 to 324 code for a protein of 107 amino acids. The transcript has 2 exons. Gene Ontology annotation, molecular function: structural constituent of chitin-based larval cuticle. Gene Ontology annotation, cellular component: chitin-based extracellular matrix.
AUGAAAUUCGUCAUUGUUUUCGCUGCUCUCUUCGCCGUUGCUCUCGCAGCUCCCGGCAACAUCGAUGGUGAAGCUCAGGUUUUGCGUUUCGACUCCGACGUGCAGCCCAAUGGAUUCAACUACGCCUACGAGACCAGCAACGGUAUUAGCGAACAAGCUCAAGCUAAGCUCUUGAACGAAGGUUCAGAUGCCGAAGCCAUCUCUGUCCAAGGUUCAUACUCUUUCGUCGGUGAUGAUGGUCAAACCUACACCGUCAACUACAUCGCCGAUGAGAACGGUUUCCAACCCCAAGGUGCUCAUUUGCCCGUUGCCCCAGAAGCUUAA